Molecule: messenger RNA, 2085 nt
Organism: Cyphellophora europaea CBS 101466
Lineage: Eukaryota; Fungi; Ascomycota; Eurotiomycetes; Chaetothyriales; Cyphellophoraceae
Exons: 1
Coding region: 1-2085 (694 amino acids)
Biological process (GO): positive regulation of transcription by RNA polymerase II; DNA-templated transcription
Molecular function (GO): zinc ion binding; DNA-binding transcription factor activity, RNA polymerase II-specific; sequence-specific DNA binding
Source: RefSeq, a predicted model, not a curated record
AUGUCCUCAUCCAACUGCACGGCUUCAGUCGGACCGCUGAAGCUUCCCGCUUGCGAGCGAUGCAGGACCCGCAAGGUUCGCUGUGACAACAAGCCUCCGAAAUGCUCAGGAUGUACGAAAAGCAGCGCUGCUUGUGUCAUCGUCGACCCUGUGACCAAUGAGCGCUACACCAGAGACGGCUUGCAUGGACUCGAGCAGAAGCUUCGAAAGCUGGAAGAUCUCGCCAAGGAGCAAUCAGCAGCUUCUCCAGCAAAGACUCCUUCUGAUUCAGCUCAUCAGCGAAGUGCCAAAAGUCACUUCGUUGGCGAUGGUAGUGGCCUGAAUUUCUUCAAACGCCUGUCAACGACCGCUAAAGCAUCUGUGCCACAUCCAGAUGAAUCCCCGACCGCUGUGCUGCGUUCGCCUUAUGGCAGCUCCACCAUUCCAGCGCACUCGCUGCCGCCAUGGGAAGUCGCACAAACACUUUUGACUCGUUUCUCGUCUCAUGUGCUUCUUCACCACCCUCUCAUGCCCCAUUACCAGGUGGACAACAUCCUACAACGAGUAUAUACACCGGUCCGUGGUGCCGCAACCGAUGAAGAUGUUUACCGUAUCUUCAUGGUAUUUGCCAUUAGCUCAGUCACCACAUACAGACGAGGGCUCACUCACGAGCAUCCAUAUGGCUACUUCCGUGCUGCAUUGCAAUACGGUACAAAGGUGAACUUGAUUGGAAGUCUCUCCGGCGUUCAGAACCUGCUCCUGAUCGCACGCUUUGCUAUGUACUACCACAUUGAUUGCUCGAUUUGGGACAUGGCCCGACUCUGCAUGCGACAGUGCAUUGCCCUUGGUCUACACCGACCACCGGCGCGACCGAUACGGCCAAUGGAUGAACAAAUACAAAGGAAUGUCUUCUGGGAUUGCUAUGUCCACGACAGAUAUAGUUCGGGCAUACUUGGUCGUCCUUAUGCAAUAGCUGAGGAAGACAUUACCGUUCAGCUACCGGUCGAAAUCAGCGAACCCGACCUCUUAUCUGCACAAGUGUCUUCCCUCGAUGAUCCGAGCUUACAGUACUUCCCUGGCCCAAAUGAGGUAUCUGUCUUCCGCUUUGUCGUUAAGCUACGAAGGAUCACAACGAGGAUCUCAAACUGCUUUUUCAGCUCUCCUACGCAGUCUCCACAGAGUCGCAGGACCAUAGCUGAUGCCGGCCGCGUGAAAAUGGAUUUCAACCGUUUUAUGGACGAGCUCACACAAGCCAGGAAUCAAGCUCCGGUCUUCCCUGAGCCCAAAAGCCUGUACGAGCGGUCUGACUGGUACGAUUUCCUGGUUGCGAAAGACCGGCUGACACUCAUACGCGGUGCGCUGGCGCAAAUGCCAGUUGAUGGCCUCCACCCACCUCGUGGUCUACUAGAGAUGUGCCUGAGCUGUGCCGCCACCGUUGUCGACUUAUACACGACGCUGUUUUCCCGUGGUCAAAUUACCUGGACACGAUCCUACUUUCAGAUCCUCUUCACUUCUGGUUUGUCUAUCAUGUACACAAUGUCUAUCUUGAACCACGAUAAAAGUAGUCACGAUCCAGAGCAGGUCGCCACGUUUGCUCGGGCUUCGAGCGCUCUCUCUGCGGCUAGCGACGUGAUGAAGAUGUUUGUGAGCGAGAUGCCGGAUGCAGGUCGGUUUGCUGUCGUUUUCGAGGCAUUGAUGAAGCAGUACACUGACACCGGAACACGAGCACGUCCAAGUCGAGCACCAACACCGCCAGUACAAGACAAUGUUGGCCAGCAGCGUCAGCAACACGCCGCUAGCAAUGGCAACCUGACAACAGCGAUAGUCCCUUCCCAAACCUCUUCAAAAGACCAAAUUCAAGGGCACCUUGACAUCUCAGGCGCCAACGGCCAGCCGCUCCAGUCUCCACAACUACUGCCAGGUCAACCAGACUACGGAUUCGCACUUGAGCUCGGCCUGGACGACUUCCAGAAUUGGUCCCUCUUUCCGUCCAAUCCGGACCAUAUCCUUGGACAGAUGGAGGCUGGUCUAGGCGAGUAUGCCUGGGGCAUGCCUCCAAAUGACAGCCUGUUUGACCAGUGGGAGGUCUUCCGAGGGCCCAGUUGA